AUGGAGGGGACCGAGGAGGUUUCAUCUAAUUUUCAGGAGAAUGUCACUCCAAGGGUGGAAGAGGACCCGAUAGAAAAUGAGACCUUUGUUGCAGAAACAGAAUCCGUUCCGAUUGGUGCUAGUCAGUCAGACGAUCAAAGAGAUGUCAUCUUUCUCGACGGAAUAGGUUCGUUUGGUGCAAUUGAUUUUGAUGUGUUGCGAGCUGAGGAGAUUAUGAUGAUAGAGUUUGUCGAUUUGAAAACUGCUUACGACUUCUAUAACGAGUACGGUCGAAUUAAGGGGUUUUCCAUACGCCGGUCGAAGGUAGGGCGCUGCAAGAAGGCAGGAUCGGAGGGUGACAUUAUAUGGCAAAUUUUUGUAUGCUCGCGACAAGGUGAACGAGAUGCAAAGCAUGUUCACAGAAAUGAUAGGAAGAUGGAUCCUAGACCAGUAACGCGAUGCGGGUGUAAUGCGCGGAUAAAAGUUCAUGUUGACUCGAGGAACGGGAGAUGGUAUGUUGACUUCUUCUCCGAUGAACAUAACCAUGACAUGUUGGAGGCCAGGUUCAGGGGAAUGAUGCGGUCUCACCGGGCAAUAAAAACGGGGGAUUUACACCAGAUUUAA
Messenger RNA from Arachis duranensis, 603 nucleotides. RefSeq names its product protein FAR1-RELATED SEQUENCE 5-like. The coding region runs from base 1 to 603 and encodes 200 amino acids. The transcript is spliced from 2 exons. The record is from RefSeq and is a predicted model, not a curated record. Lineage: Eukaryota; Viridiplantae; Streptophyta; Magnoliopsida; Fabales; Fabaceae.